AUGUCUAAUACAGGCUCGCAAUCCUCUGGCGCUGGAAAUGCACGCGGACGUGGCCUUGGAGAUUGCCGUGGUGGUGUUGCUGGGAUAGUGGGUGGAAGAGUAAACCCUGGGGUUGGUGGUAGAGGAAACCAUGUGGGAGCUGGACUAGGAAUUCAAGGCAUGGGGAGAGCUCACCCUCUGGUUGCUGGACGAGGAAACCCUGUGGUUGCUGGGCAAGGAAACGAAGGUGUGGGGAGAGCUAACCAUGUGCUUCCUGCUUGUGGAGAGGAAAUUGUUGGAGGUGAAGAAAACGGUGGAGCUGGUGGUGUAGGAAACAUUGGGGUAGUGGGGAGAGGAAAUGGUCUUGUUGGAGGUGAAGAAAAUGGUGUAGCUGGUGGUGUAGGAAACAUUGGGGCAGUAGGGAGAGGAAACAGUUUUGUUAGUGGUCAAGUAAACGGUGUAGCUGCUGGUCAAGUUAACGGUGUAGCUGGUGGAAGAGGAAACAGUGUAGCUGCUUGUAAUGCCCGCGAACCAAAAUUGUGA
Arabis nemorensis is the source of this 522-nucleotide messenger RNA. The record is from the annotation of a GenBank genome assembly. Lineage: Eukaryota; Viridiplantae; Streptophyta; Magnoliopsida; Brassicales; Brassicaceae.